AAUCAUUUUCCCUUGGUUGGCAACUCGGGCCAUACAACUCUCGUGCAUUUGACUCGGCCGGUUGUUUUUGUCGCUAAUUAUAAUAAAACUUGUUAUUUAAAUUAUAUACGUAGAGUGCUAAAGUAAAACGAAUUCGACAUUAAAAAGUUUUUUAUGUUUUCGGUUUUUGAAAACGGUGCUCAAAAUCUAGUAACUUUUAUCACCAGGAUUUAGUGACAAACCCUUAGGUUGGUACGAGUACCUUGUCUAUCGCCAUCGUCAUUCGUGGUAUUCGUAUUGUAUCUGAAAGAAAAGGUACCAAAUGACCUCAGUUCUUUGUGCCUUUAUGAGGCUGUUGUAGUGUUAAGUUCUUUAAAUUUUAAGUGCUUUAACGUAAAAUGUUCAUAUACGGACUGUAAAAUUAACUCCGGGAUUACGUUGUGUGAUAGGAAGUUUAAAGAUUUUGACACAUAAAAAUGUACUUAAAUCAAAAAUGUAAACAUUGUUGGUAGAAGAGGACCUUUAUUUCUAGUCUUUGAAAGAAUUGAACAUAUUCUUUUGGAAGUAAAAUGGAGCAUAUGGGAUUAAAAUUAUUAUUAUGCCUCUUCAGCCUACUCAUUCUGGCCCAUACAAAACACACAGGGAACUUUAUAGAUGACGAAAGUAAUAUUGUGUCGAUAGAUUCGCCGCCAGGACCAAAAAGUCAAAAAAUCUUAGAAGAGUUGAGAGAUAAUAACCAGAAACCUAGAUUUCUUAAUUGCGACCAAUACAACAAUGCCGAAGUCCAAGAAGAACAAAAUGCCGAUACGUUUGUUAUACAGGUGAACGCCACAGACAUAGACCCACCUGAAUCUGGAGGUUCUGUGACUUACAAAAUAAUAACCGGUAAAGGAAAACCUGAAUUUCGGAUUGACAACAGAACAGGAGAAAUAAGAACUGCAAGGAGUUUUGAGCGUGACGAACCUUCACCAGAAAAAGAAAAAUACGUAACUGUGCAAGCAACUGACAAUGGAAGGCCUCCUCUUUCAGAUAUUUGUACUUUUAAAGUCACUAUUACUGAUAUCAACGACAAUUCGCCCCAAAUGGAAAAACUGGAAUACAAACUUCGGAUAGCAGAAGACUUACCACCACAGGCGGAGGUCCAGAGAGUAUUUGCUUAUGAUUUAGAUGAUGGAGAUAAUUCGAAAUUGUCGUAUAAAUUUACUAAUACGGAUCCUGAGUUUUUAAGCUAUUUUCGUAUCGAUGAGAAGACUGGAGUAGUGUACCUUAAUCAAUCUUUGUUAGGUAGACGGGGUGUUAUGUAUUCCGCAACGGUGGUUGUAAGUGAUCAUGGUAUAGAGCCAAGAACGGCUGAUGCGCCAAUUACUAUACAAGUUGUAGAAUCUAAUCUUAAGCCCCCAAGUCUUGUAAAAGUGGAACCAAAAACCUUGGAACUCCCAGAAAAUUAUGAUGAAUAUUAUAAAAAUCUAGUUACCAUUGAGGUGGACUCCAAUUCUGAUGACAAGGAAAUUUUGUUUGAACUGAUUCAAGGAAAAACCGUUCAAACAAACUCCCAAAAUACCUUUAAGCUAGAACCUGAUACUAACAAUACUUCUGUUGCAUAUAUUCAGUUAGCAGGUCAAUUAAAUUAUGAAACCGAAACUGAAUAUAACUUAGGUAUUCGUGCUAAAAGUAGGGCUAAUAACAUGGAACUUUCAUUAAAUAUUCAUGUCACAGUUACUGAUGUAAACGACGAAAUCCCAACGUUUAUUGAAGUAAUUAGAGGGAGUGUGCUUGAAAACGAGCGAGAGGGCGUUAUCGCAAUGGAAAUUAAAGCUCAAGACAAAGAUGGUACAUCUGCUAAUAACAUAUAUAGCUUUGAUCUUGAAAACUUAAACGAUCUAUUUGAAAUAAAUAAUAGGUCUGGACAAGUAAGAUCAAAAAAGAUAUUUGAUAGAGAAGAAACAGCCGUAUAUCAUCUAAGGGUGCGGGUUUAUGAUAACUCGCCUAGUGCCUUAAAGAACUCUGAUGGAAAACCAAAUCAAAGUACUCAAAAAUUUGAAGUUAUUAUUGAAGACAGAAACGACAAUGCGCCAAAUUUCACUAAAUCCGUUUACAUGGCUGAACCCAUCGUUGAAAACGCUGAUGUAGGACGUAUGGUUGUAGAAAUUCGAGCAACUGAUAAAGACGAUGCGUCCGUUAUUACAUAUAGCAUUGAAGGUGGUAAUAUGAAUAAUGAUUUUAUUGUAGAAAACACAACAGGUAGAAUUAAAAUCAAUAACCGACUCGAUUAUGAAACCAGAGAUUCAUAUAACCUGACUGUGAAAGCAUUUGAUGGCAUCUACUCAGAUACUGCAAUUGUUCGUAUUUUUGUUGCUAAUUUUGAUGACGAGAAACCUGUAUUUUAUGAUACAUUUCCCCAAAGUGUUAAUGUUGAAGAGGAAUUCAUUCCAAGUGAGUGUCUUAUAGAAGUCCGAGCAUAUGACCCUGAUAUAAAAAAUAGAUCAGAACCUCAAAAUAUCACAUAUAACGUUGAGGGCGCAUCAAACGAAUUUCUUAGUGUCUCUGCAGAUGGUUGUGUCAAGCUUACUCAAAAAUUGGAUAGGGAUAUCAAGGGAGACCAAAGGCAAACUUUUAUUUUUGCAUACGAUAAAAGUGGUGAGUUCACUUUUGGAGAAUUUAAUAUAAUAUUGAAGGAUAUUAACGAUAAUGCGCCUUAUCUCAAUAUGUCAGAAGUUGUAUGGUAUGAAAAUAAAGAUCCUGCAGUCUAUAAUAUAAUUACAGAAUUAUUUGCCAAUGACAUUGAUGAUCAUUCAGUGGGAAAUGGUCCGCCAUUUGCUUAUCGGUUCGCAGAUUAUGCCUCAGGUGAAAUUAGAUCUAAAUUUUUAAUAUCCAAUGAAAGAGACUCCUGGUAUCUCUUGGCACAAGUCAUGUUUGAUAGAGAAGAGAAAAAGUAUUAUGACAUACCAAUUUUAGUAAGUGACAAUGGGACACCCACCAUGUCAGAUGUAAGCAUAUUGAGAGUUAUUAUAGGAGAUGUAAACGACAAUGCGGCAAAAGAUGGUUCUAGUGAAAUUUUUGUUUACAAAUAUGACAACUGGAGAAACAAUAUCGCCAUAGGAAGAGUCUUUGUUGAAGAUCUUGAUGAUUGGGAUUUACCUGAUAAAGAGUUUAUCAUGGUUAGUGAAAACCCCUAUUUCCAAGUAUCAGAAGAAGAUAAAGGAAUGAUAAUUAUGGACAGUUCGACACAAGAAGGCAACUAUUUCUUGAGUUUUAAUGUUACAGAAGAAAGUGCCAUUAUUCCUAGACACAGUGUUAGAGCAGAUGUAUCUGUUACUGUUAAAGCUAUACCUAAAGAAGCUGUUGAAAAAUCUGGUUCUGUCAGGAUUUUUGGAUGUAAUAUUGAGGAGUUUGUAGAGAAACAUAUGGACGGAAAUAUUAUUUUUAAAAGCAAAAAAGACAUCCUUCAAGAAAGACUUUCAGAGAUUCUGAAUACUUCGUUAUCAAACGUCGAUGUAUUCACAGUCCUUACCAGCCCUUCAAAUAAUUCAUUUAUUGAUGUUCGAUUUUCUGCACAUGGUUCCCCUUAUUAUGCACCUGAAAAAUUAAAUAAGAAAGUGGCUGAUAACCAAGAAGAGCUUGAAUCGAACCUUAACAUCAAAUUUGAAAUGAUAAGCAUUAAUGAAUGUCUCAAAGAAGAGGCAUGUGGAGAAGGAAAUUCAUGUUUGAACCACUUAUACAUAAAUGAUGAAGAGCCAGCGGUGGUAUACACAAACAAAACCUCAUUUGUUGGUGUCAAAUCUAUAGUACAAGCGAAAUGUGACUGCUAUAUUCCGCCCCCUCAAGAAUGUCUUAAUAAUGGUACUAUGUCUGAUAGAGGCACUUGCACAUGCCCUUUUGAUAAUAUGGGUCCAUACUGUGAAUAUCAAUCUGUUGCAUUUGAAGAGAACAGUUGGGCAAUGUAUCCUGGAUUGGAAGUUUGCAAUUUUACGGAAAUUAGAUUGACCGUCAGGCCCUAUUCGGAUAAGGGACUUAUUUUCUUUGCUGGUCCAAUGACGUUCUGGCAUGCUUCACUUUCUAAACAUUAUCUUGCAUUGGAACUUCGCGACGGAAACCCUGUUCUUAUAGUAGAAAACGGCGGUGAAUCACGUCCUAAAGAAAUAGCAUCGAAAUAUCACUUGUCCAACGAAUUAAUCAAAAUAAAUGACGGAGGAUCUCAUCAAAUCAGAAUCACGAUUAAAUACACAAAUGCGACAAAGCACGACCUUGAGUUUGAAGUUGAUGGAUGUCAGAGUAUAUGCACACAGCUAACUAGCCUAAGAGCACCAUUGCUGCGAAUCAAUGGCCCCUUGCAAAUGGGUGGUUUAAGUACGGAUUUUACCACUGAAGAAAUUAAAACUCUUUGGAAUGGCGUAGGUCCAACCGAUUAUAAUCUAGGAGGAUGUGUUGAAGUGUUUACUUUAAACGGAAGAACUUACAAUCUGGGACAGCCUUCUGAUUCUAAGGAUGUAUCUCCUAAUUGUUCAAAUGCUGUGAAACAAGCAACUACCCUCGGAAUCGAUUCCAAUUUCUUAGUUGCUAUUUUGGUUUGCAUAGCAGUUUUGUUCUUCUUACUAUUGGCGGUGGUAGUCCAUCGAAGACAACAUGACAGUCUAAACGAAAAAGACAUUGACGAUCCGACAGAAACCAUAAUAAAUUACGAGGAUGAAGGAGGUGGCGAAUGUGAUGCCCCUUUUAAUUUAUCAGUGUUCCCUAUGGGCCCUACCAAAGAAGCCCUACAAAGGAGAGAAAACCCUGAUUUAAAUUCAGGAGAGCCUGACAUCAGCGUUUUCUUAGACAAUAAGAAAGAUACUUGCGACAAGGACCCUGACAAUCUACCAUUUGACGACGUCCGAUACUAUGCUUAUGAAGGUGAUGGCAAUAGCACAGGAUCCCUUUCCUCCCUCGGAUCUUGCACUGAUGAUGGCGAUUUAGACUUUAAUUAUCUGUCAAGUUUCGGAAAAAGAUUCAGCAAACUGGCUGACAUGUAUGACUGUGAUGGUAGCGAUGACGACACACAAAAUGGUGGCGACGAGGCUUGGUGCUAGGUUUGACAAACCCUAAAAUGUUUGUACUUAAAUUAUUAUGCCUAACCAAAGAUUGUUUGGGUGGAUCUAACGCUACGGUUAUCUUUUGUAUAUACAAACUUACUAAUUUGAUGACUGAAGCACUGAGAGCAUUGCAGAUCGGUCAAGUAUUUGAAUUUAUCUGUGCCAAAUUUUCAGUUGACUUUGAGCCAUAAAAACUGUGCAAUUCUCUUAGAGCUAUUUUUAUAAUCGAACAGAAAAUAUGAAGUAACGCCCGUCGAUAUUACAAAUAUCGACACAGUAGAGGCGUCCGUAUUUGAUUAUGAAAAUGGAUGUUAAGAAUGUUAUCAGAUAAAACAUACUGAAUUAAUUGCAUUUUAUUACCAUACAAUUUUUUUGGUAACUUCUAAAAAAGCGGAUAGAAUGUGAGAGACUGCAUUUAACUAAUUUAAUUUAUUGCAAGUAUUUGGAUCCCAUGAGUUGUAGGUUUAUCAAAUUUUUUAACCUAAUUUGACUUAAGCAAUUUACUAAUGUUGAGAUACGAUGUUCCAUUAGUACCAAUACAUUUACGGAAACUAUUGUGAUUAUCGGUUUAACACACCUAAUUUGUGGAAAUAUUGAAAACCUUUAUAUUUUUGGAGAAAUAAUGGUAAUUAUAUUCUUUUUUUAGAUGAAAUGUUGGUCAUUUAUAGAUUUUUUAUAAAACAUAAUGAAUAUGUAAAGGUUUUGGUGCUCUUUAAAUUAAGAAAUUGAUUUUUCGUUUCUUAACCCUAAACGGCCUGUCAUAAACAGCAAUGUUCUCUGAAAAGAAACUAUUUAUUGACUAUAGUUCUUUGCAUAGAUGUUAAAUUGUACAAUUUAACAUAUCAUAUAUAACAUACCCUAAUCAUAUAUAAAUACUUUUAUAAAUUAUUACGAGUUAGAAUCAAAAACCUGUGAAAAGAAUAAGAAAAUAUUUGACUGGUAAUGUUACUUAAAUGUUUAUAAAGCACUAAAAUUGGUACUUUUGGAGCAACAUGUCUAUUUUAUAAAUUAUUCGGUGCUAUAAGUAUAUAGUUGUUUGAUAAGAUAUCACGAAGGGCCUUAAAAAAUAAUCAAAUAAUAUUAAAAGAAAUAUAUUUAUACUUUAUACAUUUUAUGACUGAAGCUAAAUUUGCUACUAUUGCUAGUGUAGUUUGUAAAUUCUCGUCCAAUUAAAAUCCUGUGAUUAGACAUUGAAGUAUAUUUUCAUUAAAAAAAAAGAGUCAAAUCAAAUGAAAAACUUACACUAGUGGCUGUGACAACACCAGUAAAUAAUCAUGUAACAGAUAAUUUUUUUUACGAACAAAUUAUUCUUAUGAAUUAAAGCUAGAGAAAUUUUGUAUUUAGCUUUAUAGAGCCAUUUUGCAGUGUAUUUAUAUAGUUUUUUAUAUUUAGGGUAAAUAUUUUUUAGGUUUGUAGAAUGAAGUUUUGUUUUGUAUUUACGAUAUAAAAAAUGUCACGUUAGGAAAAAUGUGAUUUUUAGCAUUUUGUAAAUGGAUGGUUCUUUUAGUACCAUAGUAACUGUUACUUAAAAGAACGCCCAUCCACUGCAAAUAUAUAUUAGGUAGGUGUAAGUAAAUAAAGUUGUUUUCAACAGCUUUGCAAAAAAACUAGACCUAGAGGAUAAUACAUAGGGUGUUUGGUAAGAACAUGGCUAAUUUUGGAAAAAAUGUAGGAGCACAUUACAAGUUAGACUUUAUCUGUCAUUAUACUAAGGCACAUUCAUCCAUUUUCCGAAAUUUUGUAAAUUUAACGCUAUAAUGUGCAAGUAAUACUUAAUUUUGUAAAUUCAUUUUAGUUGGAUAUUUUAUUGUGCACAAAGUUUUCCUAUUUAUGAGUUAACUUAUGACAUUCAGUUAAUUGACUAUGAAUCUCCUAAAAUAUCUGUGUUAUUUAAAUAAACUUGGCAGCUAAUGCGGCAAUUAGAUUUUUUUUUCUUCUACGACACUACUUUUUUUAUUUUAAUGAUAAUAACGUAAUAAUAUUGUUUUAUUUGCAUCACCACUCUGGACAAGGACCGCAACUUAAUUACUUCCAUAAGAAGCAAUUUCAGCCAGGGUAUUCCUACACUUUUCUCAAAUCCUUCUUACCGAACACUAUUAAGAUAAUAAUAUUUUUAAUUUAAGCUCAAAGAUAUAGUUUUGUAAAAUUUUAGCAUAUUUAAAUAAAUCAAUCCAACGAGAAAUGUUAAAUGGAAAAGUCCUCGCAUUGCGGUUAAUUAAGAAAUAAUGCGACAAAAUAACUAAAUAUUCUUAAGUUUAGCGUACGGAUUUGUAAAUGUUCGGUUUCUAUAGUUUAUUUACAUUCCUUGGCUUCUAUGUAAGUGUGUUGUGAUUGAAUCUUGGCAGCCAUAGACUCUCUUUUAGGUUACUACUGACAGCAUUCCUCUACUUUAUUCCAAUAGCAUUUAAAAAGUAUUAUUAUUUAAGGCAAAAUCCUUACUAUAUAUACCUGUCAUUUUUUAUUUUAUUAUUGUAUGCUCUUUCAUCUUUAGGUUUAAAACACUGCCAUUCGUAGUUUGUGUAUUUUUUCAAUAAACAUGUUAUACAGAAAA
This is a messenger RNA of Anthonomus grandis grandis, 7599 nucleotides long. RefSeq names its product DE-cadherin (gene shg). The transcript is spliced from 7 exons. The coding region runs from base 549 to 5045 and encodes 1498 amino acids. Gene Ontology annotation, biological process: homophilic cell-cell adhesion. NCBI's taxonomy places the organism in Eukaryota, Metazoa, Arthropoda, Insecta, Coleoptera, Curculionidae. The record is from RefSeq and is a predicted model, not a curated record. Gene Ontology annotation, cellular component: plasma membrane; catenin complex. Gene Ontology annotation, molecular function: cadherin binding; calcium ion binding.